Messenger RNA from Impatiens glandulifera, 2212 nucleotides. Its product is annotated as BTB/POZ domain-containing protein At2g13690. The coding region runs from base 248 to 1870 and encodes 540 amino acids. The transcript has 2 exons. Gene Ontology annotation, molecular function: protein binding. The record is from RefSeq and is a predicted model, not a curated record. Lineage: Eukaryota; Viridiplantae; Streptophyta; Magnoliopsida; Ericales; Balsaminaceae.
CUAUCAAUCUAUCUAUCUUUCUCUCUCUUGUUCUUGCCGUAAAGAGCAGCUCUUAUGAAUUCACAAUGGAAUCCUUGUUUCUAUCAUAAUCGAACAGAUACAAACAAGCAUUUGUCAUUUCCUAAGUAAUUAAUCCUUCCUUCCUUCCUUCCUUUCAGCUUCAAUUUCUAUUUCAUUGAUUCUUACAGCCAGAUGUCAAACCCUAAUUCGCAUUCUCCACUCUCGAUUUGAUUCACCAUUUUGAGAAAUGGACAACGCCACUAGCCGGAAUCCUCAUCACCUCCGGAGAAAUCGGCCUCGCCACCGGUCGUGGUGCUGUUCUUUCACUGUUCCGCCUCACAGUCCUGAAAAUCAAGCUAUAUCCCGUCCUAAGCCUGCUAACAAACCUGAAACACCUUCCAAGUACGCUGCUUCUUUUCCUAAUUCUCCUCAGAGCACCAAGCUUGGAUUGGUCGGACGGAUCGAUCCUCGCCGUAUCUUAUCCCCUGGUCGAGUCUCACCUAUCGAUUCUCAGACCGAUUUGGACGAUGCCCUGCACGAAGCUGUUAUUUCAGAGCCUCCGCGCGUUUCUGCAGCAAAUCUCCCUUCUAGAUCGAAUUCUUUGAGGAGAUUACCACCAAAGGAAGCAGCAUCUGCUUCUAAAAGUGGAUUGAAGGAUGAUGAUAAUGGUUGUUUGGGAGCUUUUGAUGUGCGUUUGAAUCUGAAGGGGAAGACUGGAGGUUCUCUAGUUCUUGAACUGAGUUCAGAAGUUUUGAGUGAAAACAGUUCGGUUUUUGCUGAUCUAAUUGCAGAUCAUCGAAGAAAACGCUCCAGCAGUUCGUCUAGGAAUUUAUGUAGGAUUGAAGUUCCAGACGUGGAUAACCUAAAUGUGUUUCGAGAGACAAUUGAGCUGAUGUUUGAAGAAGAUAUCACUAGACGGCUAUUGAAGAUUGGGGUUUAUCGAUCCAUUGAUAUACUUGAGGUCUCAUCAGGCAUCAUGUUUACAAAAGGUGUUUCAUCGUGUUUAAAAUAUCUCGAGGCAGUUCCAUGGACAGAGGAAGAAGAGGAGAAGCUAAGAUCCCUAUUUAGUAGGUCCAUAUUUGAUGAUACAACAACCAGUGAUAUCUUAGCCAGACUCUACCCAAUGGAUCCAUCGACCCAACAACAAGAUUUAGCCACACAAUUGGUUUGGUCAAUCACAACUUGUAACGAUACUAAUGCUAAGAACGAACUGAAAUCGUUGGUCAAAGGUCUCUUCUCUAAAAGUUCAGUAUACGAGAAGGACAAUCAAGAUAUCAACAGAGAAAACCUAUAUAACAUCACUCGAUCUUGUCUUACUUCACUAGUUGAUUUGUUACUCACUAAUUACGAGGAUAAACAACAACCGCUAGUGCAGAGGAUCUCCAAGCAGGUAGAUAAUAUCAACUGGGUCGUAGAGAUUAUGCUUGAUCGACAGAUGGCGGAGGAAUUUGUUGAUAUCUGGAAAGAUCAAGCUGAAUUACUGAAAAUGCAUGAAACUGCUUCUCCUAUGGUUCGGUAUGAGCUGAGUCGGGUUUCUGCAAUGUUGUUCAUUGCUUUAGGGACACGAAAGCUGCAGUGCAGGUCGGAGGCUCGGCUCGGAUUGUUUCAGGCUUGGUUUGGUCCGAUGCUGUCAGAUUUCGGUUGGCUUCAGAGGUGUAGAAAGGGGCUAGAUGUUAGAGCAUUGGAGGAUGCGAUGGGGCAGACACUUCUUACUCUUCCUUUAAAAGAACAGUAUAUUCUGUUCAUGGAAUGGUUCAGAUUUUUCUCAAAGCAUGGUACUGAGUGCCCUAAUCUAGGAAAAGCUUUUCAGAUAUGGUGGCGAAGAUCUUUCCUUAGAGGGUCUGAAUCUCAUGCAAUAGAAAGUCGCUGACUGGCGGAAAAACAGGUCUCGAGCUUUCUCUUUUGUCUUUGUGAUGUGGAAAACUUGUUGUUGCUUUGUAGGUUGGAGGCGGGCGAUUGAUUGAUUGAUAUAGAUUUUAGGUGUGUGUAGAAUGGUGAAUAGAUGUUGUUGAUGAAUGAUAUUAAAGAAUAUUUUAGUAUUUUUCCACUUUGAAGCUUGAAAGGUUGGUUGUUUAGGAAAUUCAGACUAAUAUUAGCUGAAACAAAUUUGGUUGAACCAUGUUUCUUGAAUUGAAAGUUGGGAUUUUCUCAAAAACAAAAGGGAAAGGGAAAGUGUUUUAGUUGAAUUCUGAGCCACCCAUAUCAUUGUCGG